UCCGGUGUCCUUGUGUUUCGUGUCAGGAGGAUAGCAGACAUCCGACGUGCUCCCAGUCACAUUAUGCAGCCAACACUACAGCAGGCUAGAUUCUUAUACAGUUGCAGUACAGUUUAUUGAUCGUUUCAUCAAUUAAAGGCGUAAGCGUGACUGUCUAGACGCAGUCUGAUACUCGAGAAUAAAGGAAGAAUAAGAUUACAUUUGGGUGGGUCCCUUAGUUUGUUGCCGGAAGUACGCCCCUGAACUUCCGGUGAGGUGUUCUCUGUCGACGAGUCAGAAAGAAAGUUAGCCAGCUCAAUUUCUCCCGGGCGUUUUUCGUCAUGUAUGUAGUUCAUGUUUAUGGUGACCAUCAAGGACGUGGACUAUUAUAGGCUGCUGUUAUGACUGCUGAGCAGACCACUGUUUUGGCACACGAACUUUGCAGUUGAGGCCGAGAAGAUGACGGGCAGUCUGAAGAUGAUGACAGACAUGAUCCUGCUGUGUGCCACUUUGGCCCUGUCCCUCUUCUUCUGGAUGCUGUCGCUCACCAUCAGCGCCUACUCGGGGACGUUGCAGCCCGUGUCACCAUGGCGAUGGUUGUUCUCCAUCCUGGUCCCCCUGGUGCUGACAAUCCGAGCUCUGAAGAGAUGCAGCCUGGACCGAUCCGGGGCGCUGGGUGCCAUGUUGGUCGGUUUUGUGUUGACCAUGGCCAACUUCAGCUUCUUCUCUUCCCUGCUGGUUUUCUUCUUCACAUCCUCCAAACUGACCCGCUGGGGGGGAGCGCAGAAGAAGAAAAUAGACGCCGAGUACAAAGAAGGGGGGCAGAGGAACUGGGUCCAGGUCUUCUGUAAUGGUGGCGUUCCCACAGAGCUGGCGCUGCUCUACAUGAUUGAGGCGGGUCCAGGUGAGAUGCCCAUUGAUUUUGGGCGACAGUACACGGCCUCCUGGAUGUGCUUGUCUCUGCUGGGGGCGCUGGCUUGUAGCACAGGGGACACCUGGGCCUCGGAGGUGGGGCCCAUCCUCAGCCAAUCUCGGCCGAGACUUAUCACCACCUGGCAGGAGGUGCCAGCAGGAACGAAUGGAGGGGUCACUAAUGUCGGACUGGUGGCCAGCUUCCUGGGUGGGCUGGUUGUGGGUGUGGCUUACUUCGCCAGCCAGCUGAUAUUCGUCAGCGACCUUCACCUGGCGGACCCCCAGUGGCCGCUCGUGGUGUACGCCGGUGUGGCAGGUUUGCUGGGCUCCAUCCUGGACUCCUUCUUGGGGGCCAGCAUGCAGUACUCAGGCUUCGACUCAAGAAUCGGGAAGGUGGUGAGUUAUGAGUCACCCACCACGCGGUGGAUAAGUGGGAAAACAAUCCUGGACAAUAACGCAGUCAACCUCUUCUCCUCCGUCAUUAUCGCACUCAUCCUGCCUGGGAUGGCGUGGGGGGUGUGGCCUCGCUAGGCUAGUGGAGGAGAGUGCAGCAAGCAUGUCUCCAGUCCACACGAGGAGUGUGUGG
Doryrhamphus excisus (bluestripe pipefish) is the source of this 1477-nucleotide messenger RNA. RefSeq names its product transmembrane protein 19 (gene tmem19). Gene Ontology annotation, cellular component: membrane. Lineage: Eukaryota; Metazoa; Chordata; Actinopteri; Syngnathiformes; Syngnathidae. The record is from RefSeq and is a predicted model, not a curated record.